CGUGUAGUUUCCGCCUCCUGCACAACGUAGGGUUUCCUCAGCUCCGCCCACAUGGCGCGCGUCGCCGCCUCUAGGCUCGCCGCCGUCGUGGCCUCCUCGAAGUCGAAGCUCGAGGUGUUCUCCCGCCAUCUCCCCGCCGCCUCGUCGGCGUGGGCCGCCCCGUCGCGGCUUCCCGAUCCAGCGAGGGAGAGAAGGAGCCCGAGUUGGUGGUGCCCUAGCAGGUCGUUCCAUGCCACAGCGAGGGUGGAUGCAAGGGAUUACUAUGAUGUGCUCGGAGUGAACUCGGAUGCUUCUGCAUCAGACAUAAAGAAGGCAUAUUAUGGGCUUGCAAAGAAGUUCCACCCCGAUACUAAUAAAGAUGAUUCUGGCGCAGAAAAGAAAUUCCAAGAAGUUAACCGGGCCUAUGAGGUUUUGAAGGAUGAUGAUAAGCGCGAAACAUAUGAUCAGCUUGGAGUUGAAGCUUAUGAGCGCCAAGCAUCAGGUGGUAGCCCAGAUGGUUUCUCUGGCGGCGGUGGGAACUAUGCUGGUGAUAAUCCAUUUAGUGAUAUUUUUACCGAUAUCUUUGACAGUGCGUUCACCUCAACAGGAGGCCAAGAUGUCGAGAUCUCUGUUGAAUUGUCAUUCAUGGAAGCUGUCCAAGGAUGCAGAAAAACCAUUACAUAUGAGGCUGAUGUUCUCUGUGGGACCUGCAAUGGAAGUGGUGUUCCACCUGGCACUGUACCUCAAACAUGUAAAGCUUGUAGAGGUGCUGGCGUGAUGUUCAUCCAGAGGGGUAUGUUGAGUCUUGAAUCUACUUGUCCUCGGUGCGGUGGAAGUGGAAAAAUUGUGAAGAGUUUUUGCAAGACAUGUAAGGGCAAUCAGCUCGUCAAGGGGAAGAAAUCAGUCAAGCUUGACAUAAUGGCUGGAAUUGAUGACAAUGAGACUAUGAAGGUUCGUGGUCAGGGUGGUGCAGAUGUUGAGCGCAAUAAACCUGGUGACCUUCUUUUGACUAUCAAGGUCAGAGAGGAUCCUAUCUUCCGCAGAGAAGGCAUCCAUGUGCAUGUUGAUGCUGUUCUAAGCAUGGCCCAGGCUGUGCUAGGUGGAACUGCUACAAUACCUACCCUCACCGGAAAUGUUUCAGUCAAGGUUCGCCAAGGUACCCAACCAGGAGAGAAGGUUGUCCUACGGGGCAAAGGAAUAAAGGCGAAGAAUUCGUCAUCAUACGGGAAUCAUUAUGUCCACUUUAACAUCAGAGUCCCGACGGAGCUGACACCACGGCAACGGGAGCUGAUGGAAGAGUUUGAUAAAGAGGAGAGCAACGAUGUGGCGAGAGUGGCGGCUGCAUCUGGAUGAGAUUUUUAUGCUCAUUGAUUGAUUAUUUGCACACAUAAUAAGUCAGAUAGCUUUGAAGGGGGCUUGGUGUACCCCAUAUGUCCCUAUCCUUGUUUGUAGGCGUUAGAUGGUGAGUUUUGCCCUGUAUAAUAUACACGUCACCAUAACUGAUAAGCCUAAAUUAUUAUAAACAUCUGAUUUAUAGUCACCACUUUCUUGUGGUACCAUUGUAACAAAAGACUAAGUUGAAACCGAUGGAAGCACGUUUUUGGAUGAGAAUGUAUCAGCAUUUUUUGUUAAA
Molecule: messenger RNA, 1612 nt
Organism: Hordeum vulgare subsp. vulgare (domesticated barley)
Lineage: Eukaryota; Viridiplantae; Streptophyta; Magnoliopsida; Poales; Poaceae
Product: chaperone protein dnaJ GFA2, mitochondrial-like
Exons: 18
Coding region: 52-1332 (426 amino acids)
Biological process (GO): protein refolding; response to heat
Cellular component (GO): cytoplasm
Molecular function (GO): heat shock protein binding; ATP binding
Source: RefSeq, a predicted model, not a curated record